Messenger RNA from Sus scrofa (pig), 2144 nucleotides. RefSeq names its product CLN6 transmembrane ER protein (gene CLN6). Gene Ontology annotation, biological process: lysosome organization. Gene Ontology annotation, cellular component: endoplasmic reticulum; membrane. NCBI's taxonomy places the organism in Eukaryota, Metazoa, Chordata, Mammalia, Artiodactyla, Suidae. The record is from RefSeq and is marked provisional.
CCGCCCCAGCGGUUGGCCUGUGUUGUAGCGGCCGCCGGGCCCACCGAGCCAGUCUCCAGCUCGGGACAGCGUGGUGGAGGGCCCGGCCUGCCGGCGGGGCAGCCAUGGAAGCGGCGGCGCGGAGGCGGCAGCAACCGGGAGCGGCGGGCGGCCCGGGCGCGCAGCCGGGCGCCUCCUUCCUGCAGGCCAGGCACAGCUCCGUCAAGGCUGAUGAGGCUGCCAGCACAGCUCCCUUCCACCUUGAUCUCUGGUUCUACUUCACACUGCAGAACUGGAUUCUGGACUUUGGCCGCCCCAUUGCCAUGCUGGUGUUCCCUCUUGAAUGGUUUCCGCUCAGCAAGCCCAGUGUGGGGGACUACUUUCACAUGGCCUACAACAUCAUCACACCCUUUCUCCUGCUCAAGCUCAUCGAGCGGUCCCCCCGCACCCUGCCACGCUCCAUGAUCUACGUCAGCAUCAUCACCUUUAUCAUGGGCGCCAGCAUCCACCUGGUGGGCGACUCCGUAAACCACCGCCUGAUCUUCAGCGGCUACCAGAACCACCUGUCGGUCCGAGAGAACCCUAUCAUCAAGAAUCUCAAGCCAGAGACGCUGAUCGACUCCUUUGAGCUGCUCUACUACUACGACGAGUACCUGGGCCACUCCUUGUGGUACAUCCCCUUCUUCCUCAUCCUCUUCAUGUACUUCAGCGGCUGCUUCACUCCCACCAAAACUGAGAGUGUGAUGCCGGGGGCGGCCCUGCUCCUGGUGGUGCCCAGUGGCCUGUACUACUGGUACCUGGUCACCGAGGGCCAGAUCUUCAUCCUCUUCAUCUUCACCUUCUUCGCGAUGCUGGCCCUGGUCCUGCACCAGAAGCGCAAGCGCCUCUUCUUGGACAGCAACGGCCUCUUCCUCUUCUACUCCUUUGCCAUCACGCUCCUGCUCGUAGCGCUCUGGGUUGCCUGGCUGUGGAAUGACCCUGUACUAAGGAAGAAGUACCCAGGUGUCAUCUACGUCCCUGAGCCCUGGGCCUUCUACACGCUCCAUGUCAGCAGCCGACACUGAGCCCCCGGCCCUGGCUGCUGGUGCUCUGCCGGGUGGGAGGUGGGCCAUUGAGGGUGUCUGAGCAUGUGGGUGUGUGUCUGUGUCUGUCUCAUGUGUGCGUGGCUGAGAGCACGGGUGCGUGAGUUUGCGUUGUGCACAUGGAUGGGGUGUGUGCGUGUGCUGGCUUGUGCACGUACAGUGAGUGUCACUGUGAGAGUCACUUGUUUUGGUCAAGUCUCUGCGGUUUGGCUCUUCUCAGGACGGGAUCUGGUUUGAGGCAGUGUGUCCCGGCCAGGCCCUGGGCCCUGUCCUCCUGUGCACCUGACUGGAGUCAGGCCCUCACUCCCACUGCUCAGGGCUGUCUCUUCUCCUGGGGGUCUUCCAGUAGCUGCACAAGAGAGGCCUGAGUGGGGCAGAGGUCAGGAGGGGACUUGGCCUGUCACCCCCUGACCUGGCUCACUGCUCAGACCCGCCCCGACCCUGGAGGCCGGAUGACACAGGUUACAUGAACUUGCUGUGUGUUCAUGAGCAAAGUGCACCCCUCGGGAGGGAUGAGUGGUUCUACCCGGCCCCUGCCCCCUCCUACCCUGGGAGGGUACACACCCCAGAUCCUCACCGAACCUCAGGCUGCGGGGAGCCAGAGACCAGCCCUUCCCCUAACCUGAUCUUGGCGCCUGGCAGUGGCUAUGCCCCAGCCACGUAGCUCUGCCAGCAGCUGUCUCUACCCUCUCCCCGCAACCACAGGUUUUUAGUGGCAGCUGGAGGCAGAGUUCUCCCUACUUGCACUGUGUCCUGAGCCCCUCAGCAGGGACGGGGACAUCUUGUCUCAGCCUGAAUCUACACCUUCCCCCACACCAAGGCCCUGCGCCCAGAAGAGGGAGGCCUCAUCCUGGGACCCCCUCUGCCCCCACCUCCCCAGACACUGGACCAGGUCUCCUCCCACAGCUGAUCUCCCAGCAGAAUCCUGCGGGCGGCUCAGAGGCCCCGCCUCCUCCCCUGUGCUCUCAGGGAGCCCUGUGCCUCAGAUUCUCCUUUCAUGUAGGGGUCCCUCCCAGCCCCGUGAGUCCUGUCUGCUGGCAGCAUCUGGGCUGAGGGGUGUGAAUAAAGGUGGUGUGAAUCCAA